Porites evermanni is the source of this 13568-nucleotide messenger RNA. NCBI's taxonomy places the organism in Eukaryota, Metazoa, Cnidaria, Anthozoa, Scleractinia, Poritidae. The record is from the annotation of a GenBank genome assembly.
AUGGGAGUGUCCAGGAGAGGGGCCACAAGUCAAUGGAAAGAACAGUGGACAGUUUUGAAAUUAGCUGAGACAAAAACCUUAGGAAAUACAGGUAAUGCUGAUGACAAUACUCAGGCAUUUGGCAGAUCUUUAGAUGUGAGACGUACGGCAUCAGUAAAUGUCACUGUACUACUGGGGACUGCUGAAGGCUAAAACAAAUAUUUGUAUUGGGACAGAGCCAGCGGAAAAAAUGAAAAGGCUCUGUAAAAGACAUUCUUGCAGAAGAUAAUAAAGGUCAAGCCAGGUUAAGCGUACCCCACAAGAAUCCACUAAUGAAUUUAUUAUUCGAAAGUUGAAUCCGUUAGUACAACUGUAGUUGAAGAUUUCAUAUUCAUCUCUGCAUUCUGCAUUCCUGCAUGCGUAAUAAGCAGUGAAUUCACAUGCAAGGUAUAGUUAUGAAAUUUCUACCAGCUCAGUUUUCUGGAAUUUGAUAUAAAUGGUCAUUAAUGCGUUCAAAGCAAUUUUAUCCAUUCAAAGUUUUUUCGAUCUGACCGAAUACUGAGAAGUUGUAGCCAAAAAAUUAGUGCUCAUUACUCAUGCAGGAAUGCAGAUUUUUAAAAUUUAAUACUGGUUGCGGCAACGACUAACGGAUUCAUUUUUCAAAAAAUCGAUUCAUUGAUGGAAUCUAGGGCGGUACGCUUGACCUGACGUGACUGUGAUGAUGUAACUUUGUAAUUGUCGCUGAGCCUACCCUUCAGCCGAAGUCUGUGAAUUACAUGUAUUAAUCACUUGAUGCACCAUGAACUGAGAACAAUACAGUGAAUGAAAAAGUUAAUUUUAAGUUAUAAAAAGGAUGAAUAUAUAGGAAUCAAGAUCGGAAGCAAGAGCUAACCGAAUUUUUUCGUAGGAGUUCUUUAUCUAUUUAUUGAUAAUUCGAAGAGAAUAAAGAUAACGACCAGCUGCUUUCUUCACGAACGCAUGCUGUUUGUCCAAAGAAAAGCGUGUGAGAAAUUCAUCGCCAUCGCCUCAAGAAUGAGAGUAGGGGAAAUGGAACAGAACCUCGACUUAACGAAAUCCUCGUUAUAGCGAACACAAUCCACAAGCGUAAGUAAAAUUCAUUAAAUGGAUGGAUUCGUUAAAUUACCGAUUGAACGAACCCUCGAUUAACGAACAAAUUUCUCCAGUCCCUUGGCACUUCGUUAAAUCGAGGUUCCACUGUACUACGGUGUGGGUACCUUAUGUAAAACCAGUAAAAAUAUUACUUUUCUUCGCUAUACGAUUGCAAACAAGAACAGACACGAUGUCUUGCAUGUAUUUUUGUAUUUCGAAUUUAAGUGAGAGAAUAUUUAUCCUGGACUAAAUUUUUUGCGGGAAAAUGUUUGCGGUAAUUUUUUUUUGCUUGGACUUCUUUUUGCGGAUCGCUGGCUGGAAAAAUCACAGCAAUUAGAACCCGCAAAAAUUUCGUGCCACGCGGUAGUUGCAAUUUUUGUUUUAAUGCAAUUUGUGAUCAAUUCAAUAUUUCCGCUUUACAAGUCUUACAAGGGAUUAUCUCACUCUGCCUCAUCGGAAGACUGUUCAUUGUUUUAACAACGUUUAAAAACGUUGUUCAUUGUACAAAAGGCCGCCGUUAUACAAAUAUCGAAGUUCACGCUGACGUCAAUCUAACCCAUGUGCCAACCCAUGCGCAUUGGUUCUUGAAACAAAAGAUUCUUUUGUUUCUCUCGCUAAGUAAAUAGUAAGUAUUUGAAUAACAAAGACAAUUUUUGUAAAAAGUGGUGAUGGUAAACAUUCACGGCUGUACGACAGACCGAAAUCAGCAAAAUGUAUUCGCAUUUUUGCGUUUAAGUUAGGUUGGCACUUUGAAAUUCCUUUUAUUUUCAAUAGGAUUACUUUUGUUUAUGAAUUAUGUUAUGAAUAAUAAUAUCCAGAUAUCCGUCAUUGCACGCGUGUGGUUGGAAUGCGAGAGCCGAAAACCCUAAGACAAAUGGCGAUAUAGUAAAAUUGCAAUAACAUUUAUGCGUUCGAUCUCAAAUCAUAUGCAACUAUGACAAUUACAUCAUACAUUAAUUGCAUAACGAACAACUCACAGAGCAGAUAAUUCUGAUAACUCAUGCCAUUUCAAACUCUUAACACUUGUUCUCCUUGUCAGUCAGGAUUUGUUAACACAUGAUCUCACAGCAAAAAAAGAUGUACUUGUUAAAAGAAUACAACUUGUGUUUGUGUCCUUCCGCCUUUGUGUGAUCACGUGCUCAUCGUUAAUUUGGAACAAGUCGAGUGCAUGAAAAGAAGCUAUUAGCGUAAAGUUCAAGUUGUUGAAUCAAAGCUACUGAGAAGAAUGCCGUCAAAAAGAAAUCUUACGAUCACAGAAUAUCUUUUUAUAUUACAUAUUCUCCAUAAAAAUUUUUUUAGCACAAUAAACGUAAAACGUCGAUUUUUUUAAUACAACAUUUGUCCGGUCGUAAGAGUCCUUGAACUUGAAUCGUAUCGGUUAAAUCAAACCUAAAGCACUCAGGAACUAAUACAGUGUUCUGGUAUUCUUUUUUCUUUUCAUUAUUUUAUUUUAUGUUAUUGAUUUUCCAGAUCUACGAUUUCUGUCGCGGUCAGAUGGGCCUCCUAAUCCCAUGACAUUGCUUCUGCCCCGGGAGCGAGACUCGGAAAGGUUGAGUGUGGGAAUUAUGUAACAGGACAUAACAGGAAGUCAACAAUGACAAAGUUGGCAACAAAGACAACUUAAUACGUGACUUCCUGAAGAAAUAUUUACUAACUUUUAGCAGUCACUCGACAAAGGAAAUGCACCCCUUUUUCUCCUGGAAAUUUUACAUCUCUAAGUUGCAAAUGAUGAGUAUUCGAAAUUCACGGAAUUUGUUGUUAUUUUGCAUAUACGCAAAGUUGCCUUGAACGCUGAACAUGGUCGUCCUGUCUGAUCACUUAAAAACUAGUCAAAACACGUCGCCCGAACAGGUUUGGCCCGCUACAUGGGAUAAAAGCCUGUGUGCAUGAGUAACAUGUUUAGUGAUCUCGCUCUCAGUAAAAGUAAUAUUAGUGCUAGUGCGGUUCUUCAGGGAAGACAAGAAUACUAUGCCUAAGGUGAGUGGAAAAAGCGGUCCUCGACAAAUUCUCAACCCCCGCGGUACGUUGAAUCUUAGGCACAUCCUUUAAAUAUUUCCUUUUCGUUUUUUUGCUUUUCUACCACAAAAGCGAGGAAUCUUAGAGCGCUUAGAUGCUGGCGAGGUCGUUGUGGGCGAUGGAGGAUUUCUGUUUUGCAUGGAAAAGAGAGGCUACGUAAAGGCUGGCCAGUGGACACCAGAAGUGACAGUAGAACAUCCGGAGGCUGGUAAGGAAAUUCUCCUUUUGGUUUUAAUUUUAAAAUAGAAUUGGAAUUUAGUAAUCACAUUCAAUUUGACCUGUUCUUGAAGCUUCCUUGCUACUGUAACUGUGAGAGACAGUUUGUGUAUACGGCUUUACAUUUUCAAUUUAAUAAUGUACCACUAAGCUUCAUUUUUAUUCCGGUGGAUGUACUUAUUCGACAGUUUUAGUCUCGGUCUCGCGCAUUUCAUUUCCAGGUGACAUUUUUUUGGCCUUCGAUCGUUUCCUCUUCGAAAGUUAUGGUAAACUAAGCAAAAAGCUAUAUUCCAUUGUGGACAAAUUCACGGAAGAGUCAUUUGCAUUUUAGACUGUUCAAGGUAGAAUAAAUGAGAACAUUGAUCAACGUUGGGAAGCAGAGGAGAAAGACCAUUAAAACACCCGUUUGAGAUUCAAAUUUUUCAACAUAAAACUGGGAAUGUCGUCAAAAUGAGAAAAUAACACCACUGAAUCUAUUUCAUAUUGCGUGAGAUAAAAUCAAAACAAAACCGUGUUUACAUGGCCAGACUGACAAGGCAAGCCAGUUUUAACCCGUAAAACUAGUUUCAGUAGCCAAAAAAAUUGAACAAUUCAACUAACCGCAGUUUUACAUUGAUUAUUUGGCAAGCGGGGCUUGACAUGUCAUGUUUGUAAGGGCAAAGAUAUACAAAUUGUCAAGUAGUAAUGAUAUUUUUUCAUGCCUGGCCUGACAAUUAGUGAAAGAUUUCUGUCUUUUUCAUGAUACGUCUCCAGUUCCCCCAGUUCGUUUGAAGUAGUUGUACUGCGUGAUGAAAGUUGUAAAGUUGAAGUGUUCCUCUUGAAUGAACUCCUUAAAAGGCCGCGCUAUAUAAAGUUGGUGUUACAUAAAUGCAUCCAAAAUUAAGUCAGGCGAUUAUAAUAUAGGUCAAUAUAAACUCUCUCAUUCUUUAUCCAUAAAGAGCUGUUGUCUUAUACCUUAAAAUCCCACGUUAAAGCCCCCGGAUAUAAACCCAUCCAUUUCCGCUGACGAAAACAUUAUUCCGGAUAUAAGCCCCUUCCCCCCCCCCCGUUGCUAAGGCUCUUUUUUUAUGCAUAAGUGCGUUCCUUUUACGUUUCUUUACAAAUAUCAAAAUUUUCAAUCUAAAGUUAUAGGCAUAAACAAGUGGCUGUGCAGCUUAGAACCAUAAUUAUAUUGAUACCAAAGAAAGAAACAAAUGUUCAUGCAAAUAUAACAACGUUACCAGUUCUGUUCCACCGUUCAUUUCCAAUACAACUGUUCAACUCCAUUGUUUUGGAGUACCAGAGCAAGCAGGAAGCUACCAUCCGGCAGUUUGGCAGACAAAUUGAUAACGUUAAGGCUUGUAGUUUUUUUCACUUUCGUUCCGGUGUUCCGUUCCAGUUGUUCCAGUCGCAUAAGUGUAUACAAGAAAUAUAUAUAUAUAUUAAAAAAUAUAUAUUUCAACAAAUUGCCCAUGGGCAAUUUGUUUAAAUAUAUAUUUUUGUCUUAUUCUUUUGUUUACUUCUUCAUCGCCUUGCCGUAAGGAUCAGUUUGCCGUUUCAUAUUUUUCUACAAGUUUAAUUGUACUGAUCCGGGUCUACAACCGGGAGAUCCGGCACCACUCAUUGGUUUGUUGCUGUGAACUUGCUGACAUUUUAAACAUUUUGAAGUUAUAUAAGCCUAGGGCUUAAACGUGGGAUUUUACGGUAAUAGGCGAUAGGAGCAGAAAUUUUUUUCCCGCCCGUUUAGACUUUCCCUCGCCCCCACUAUCUGCCCCUGGGUAUCCGAGGAUGCACUGGCGCGUGUGCCGCUGAAGUUCAUGUGAUUUCCAUGUGUAUUUUGUCCUGUUAAAGUUCCGGAAAUACCGUAAAAUUCCGAAAAUAAGCCCCUCCAUGUAUAAGCCCCUCCAAAUAUAAGCCCCCCAAACCGGUAACGCAAAAACCCUUCCGUUAAAUCGCCCCUCCAAAUAUAAGCCCCCCAGGGGCUUGUACUUGGAAAAUUGCCCUCAAAUAUAAAGUAAAACAAAGCAAAAAUGGUAGAUAUACUCCCAGCUAUAAGGCUAGCCCAAUCGAUUUUGAAACGCAAAUUUCCCUCCGUAGAUAAGCCCCUCCGAAUAUAAGCCCCUCCAAAAAUAAGCCCCUCAAAAAGAGCCUUUGAAAAAUAUAAGCCUCGGGGCUUAUUUUCGGAAUUUUACGGUGGCGAAAAUUGAGUUCAAGUUUUGUCCUUUAAUUAGGCCUUUGUAUAUUUUCACGAGAGAAAGACGACUCAAUUUACAAUUCAAAACAAAAUUCAAAUUUUUCCUCGAUACGGCCGUGUUGAGAGACCUCUUCUGGUGUAUGAAAACACUUUGCAUACAUUGUUGUCAGCAUUAAACCCUCUUAAAACGUUUAUUUAAAUUGAUGAAAUUCGUCAGAUAAUGAGUAUUGUCUGAGCAUUUUAGUAACGUUUUGGGGGAAGAAUGAACAUUUUAGUUGGAAAAAUGGAACAUUAAGAUAGAACAUUUUAGUGGGAAAACAAAAGUAUAAAUGUACAAAAGCCUAGUUUUGUCCAAGUUUACUUAUAAACAAUUAUUGGAUGAGGUUUUUGUGAUAUCCGGCAUAAUCAAGGUCAAGAUAAGUGCAUUUAUCUGUUAGCAGAUAACAAAGUAAUCUGAAGAUUGCGCUGAUUUCCAAAAUUAACUGUAGGACCUUAGCAAAUGGGAAGAUCGAUAGUGCCUGCAAUGAAUCAAUAAUCAAAAUAACUGUGCUUUGCUGAAAGGUAAGCUGGACGCUUUGAGUUUUUGACCCAAUUAGAUCAUGACCCUUCCCCCUUGAUAUAGCCCUUUAUAUAAACAAAGUAAAAUUUUGUUUUUCAGUGCGACAGUUGCAUCGAGAAUUUCUUCGCGCUGGCGCUGAUGUUAUGCAGACCUUCACUUUCUACGCUAGUGAUAGCAAGUUAGGAAAUCGCGGGAACACAGCCUCUGACAAAAUUGGGGUAAGUAACGAUAGUUUUCAAAAGAUUUCUGUAGCUUUUAUACAUAGCCUUUUUAGAAUUUGUUUUAGCAUUGUUAUUUCUUUUGCGUCUUCAGAAUUCUCAUUACUUCGCCUAGACACCAAGACGUUUUCAAUCGAGUCUCCAGACUGCCCCGCGUUCCGCAGCGUUCCGGCUUCAACUGCCCAGAACGGCACUGAAUUACAUGUUCGGGUUUGGAUAAGUUGCGUUUCACCUUUUUCUCUAAACACUUCGCGCUUGAUUUUCACCCCCUCUGAAGAAUAGUGAAAGGAGAUGGAGAUGUGACGCAGUUUAUGUAUGUUUUUGGGUUUUCAGUGCACAGAAAUCAAUCAAGCUGCCUGCGAGCUCGCGCGUGAGGUGGCCAACGAGGGUGACGCGCUUGUGGCGGGAAAUAUCUCUCAGACACCAUCGUACAUGUCUGGCCUUGGUAAAGAGGUUGUACAGAAGGAGUUUCAACAACAAAUUGAUAUUUUUGUCAAGAACGAUGUGGAUUUUCUUAUCGGAGAGGUAACCUCUUCAUAAAAGAUUUAUUUUAGUACACUUACUUUAAAAUGCCAGUUUGGCACUAAAAGAUCCGCGUGCUUGGACUCCAUGGCCCCGCAUGUUCCACAUUAACUUGUCUCCAAGGGUUUUCCCAUAAUAAGGGAGGAGCGAGCGGGAAAAUGUCCCUCCUAGAUUCCAAGAAAAAAGCCCCUUAGGACGAGGCGAGGUUGGAGAUAAAUGAAAUGUUGCAGGUUUUUCUGAAGCAGGUCAUCAAUACUUGUCUCUUUUUGAACAAGAUCGAUAAGUGUACGAAGUCAUACUUGUCGCUUUUAUUCUUGAGCUUGUCCUUAAUUUUGCAGUGAACCCUUUUUCCACAUCGGCCAGCAACUAAUUCAUCGCAUCUGGUGAACCCUUGCUAGAUAAUCACACACUGCCUCUGAUUACUUACGUUCGCACUUAGCAAAAAGAAAUUAACACCACUUUGAUAUCCAGCUAUCUACAGUCGACUCCCGAUAACUCGAACCUUCUAGGGAAAUCGAAAAAAAUAAGAGUAAUCGGGAGUUCGAAACAAAUAAACUAAAUGGAUGGGGAGGGAAUGCAAAUAUGCACACUUCACUUUAAGAGGAGCAAGAAAUAAAAUUCAAGAUUGAUGUUUUGAAAAAGGAAUUAAGUGACAAAGCUUGAUUAAUAUACAGGGAUGGACAUUGAAUUUAAACUGAAGUGACAAAAAGUAAAGACAAAGAACUGACACGGUUGUUUAGAAAUAAAUUCAAUGUUUCGGACUUCAGUUUUUCUCCAACUUGUCACGCGCCAAAAACACGGUUCGAGUUACCGAGGGUAAAAUUAAAGUAAAUGUAUGAGGGAAAACCAGGGGAAAUUGACUUUAGCUCGAGUCAGAGGGAGGUUCGAGUUAGCAAGGGUUCGAAGUUAUUGGGAGUCAAAUGUAUAUCAAAAGUGCACCAUACUAUUAAGACUUCUAAGACAAAACUAUAUGUUUUUUAAGCUCUUUUUCUACGUGGAGGAGGCAGAAUGGGCGAUUGAAGUAAUGAAGGCCACAGGUAAACCAGUCGCCAUGUGCAUGUGCGUAUGUACGGCUGGCGACAUGGAAGAAGUGCCUAUCGAUGAAUGUGCUGUUAGAAUCGCUCAAGCAGGUACAUGGAAUUUCUUUCAAAUAUGAUGCAUUAGUUAAGAAAGAUGUUAUAUGGGAGUGCCAAUACGGCCUCCGAUCCCGUAAUGCCAACCUACAUUUUCGCUCAAUCCCGCAAUUCCGAUGAUUAUUUCAAUUUUCGACAAUCCCACAUCCCAAGGACACUUUUUCCGAAUCUCGUCUCUUGCUUUAACCCAUUCGCCCCUGAACCGCCUAAAAAGACCCGUGCGCGGGAUCCGUUCUACCGCUUGUGACGUCAUCAGGUUUAACGGUCAAGGACAGCUUUGUCCGUUAACUUGUGCACAGUGAAGGGAUCUUUUCAUCUAUACCAGAAUGAGUACGAUUCAGUCGAGGAGACCGGAGAAAAAGGGGGAAAAACUUGACCCGAAAAUUUCCAUGUAAAUCUUGUUUCACCACCAACCCACCUUUCCUUUCAUCUGAUCCUAAGAUCCUACCAGCUUUCGCAGACUUUUCUCUCCAAAAUGAAGCCUACUAAAUACUAAAUGCCCAGCAAAAGAAAAAAAAUGAGGCAAGAAAAUCGAAAGAAGAUGGGAGAGAAAGCGAAAAGAAGUUUUGCUUUCUGCGCAUGCCCGAACUUCGCAAGCAAAUAUUUUACAUCUGGAUCAGAAGGCCGCGAAUUGUACGAUCUGUACACAGCUCUGUGGUAAAAAAAAAACUGACUAGAAAACCGCUCGACCAGCUUUAAAACGCGUUUUUCGGCAAAAUUCCCGGGGGGGGAGGGAUAAGCAAAGUACCAGCUUUUUUCCUCACUUUUCAGCAUAAAACAACCAAAUCUGGCCAUUUACACCUGUAAUGCAAAAUUCGAUGACAAAAAUCGGCAAAGGGCAAUUUUUAGAUUUUUUGAGAAAUAUCCCGAAUCCAGGUGUUCAAAAAAGACAAAUCUCACAUUCCGAAAAACCUAUUAGGGUCUCUCAUAUAAAUUUGCUUCGUUAAAAUCACUCUUCAUGUGACUGAGUUAACGCGUCUACUCAUCCCACGAGGCUCGAUUCAAGCUACCAUUCUUUUACCAUUCGUUCUAGGUGCCGACAUUAUCGGAGUCAAUUGUUUCUGGGGUCCAGACGUGUGUCUGAAAGCUAUGGCCGCCAUUAAAGAGGCCUUAGAGAAAGCGGGAUUAAAGCGUCAUCUGAUUGUUCAGCCAAUUGGAUACAAGACUCCGGAAUUUCUUGACGACAGCAGCAAUGGAGAGAUUAAGAAAGGCAUGAGUGGGCUGGCAGAGUUCCCAUUUGGUAGGUUUUCUCGAUGUUUUGUUCACAAGGAAAAACCAGAACUUUCAAGCUAACAUCAGCGAAGGGGCCAGCCCAACUUGGGCUGGGUUGGUGAUUCAAACGAAAAACAAGAGACUUUUCAUCAAGGCCAAGUCAAAAUGUCAAAAGGAUUUUUCAAAUUAUUGAGUUUUCGUAAAAAAAAAUAAUAAUAAUAAUAAUAAUAACAAAAUACGCCCUUUGGCUAAAAAAUGUCUUGGAAACCAUAAAAACAGAUAAACGUUUCAACUACCAGGCUGCAGCAUUUAACAAAUGAGGAAAAGCAUGUAAAUUCAUGAAAUGUAGAGUAAAAAUUACGGUGCGAAUGAACUUACACACGAAGCUAUUUGAAAUGAAUCAAAUGAGAGUAGUGUCUACGUAAUGGCAUUGAAUUUUAGUCUUAGAAGUAUGCCAUGACCCAAGGGCUAUCCGCGCUUGGUAGUCACCUUUGUUGAUCACAUUUGCGUUUUCAAACCCAAUUUAGCGGACGUUGUAGACCCACACGCGAUUAGAAAUAUUGGAUACCUUUUUUGCGGUUUUUUGCAUUUCUAAUGUGUUCUCUUCAUUUUUCUUGGGGAAAAUCGCACGUGUAGAGUCAAUGAAAUCUACAGUAACUAUAGUAAACUGGCUAUCAAAUGCCUUCUGCUUCUAGCCGGACUUAUUGCAGGGCAUUCAGCGCCGGUUUCCUCCUAAAUACAUUGAAAACACUUUUUAGGCUAUCCAGAGUACUUUUAGGCCCAGUUCAAACGUCGAAUCUCACAUUGUGCCAAACUUGAUUCCCAUUUUAGUCGAUUAAUGACCUGCAAAUAACAAACCUCUUAUCUGAGGCUGUUGUCUUUUAGCGUUGGAGCCCCGCGUCCUUACUCGAUUUGAAACGCAGAAAUAUGCUAGGGAUGCAUACAACAUGGGGAUUCGCUACAUCGGAGCGUGCUGUGGAAUGGAACCAUAUCAUGUCCGAGCUAUCGCUGAAGAGGCAAGUCAAAUACAUACCCAAGAGUAGGCUAAAAUCCUCACCUCGAAAGUUUGAGAACCCUACAAGAAGGCUAAACACUAGAAAUUUUUAUAACUCAUCUGUCCUAAGAACACUCAUCUGUCCCCAAGAACGCAACCCGAACUAUCUGUGGGUUUACGUAACGGUUAAACUGAACAAGCUAAACUAAUCGAUUUGAGUUUUCCCAUCGCUAUUUUUAUGUGACAGGGGCUGAAAGACAGCUUUCUAGCGCAUGAUGAAUAUGGGGAAUAAAUUUCUCAGUACCCUGUGAGUAGACAGAAAAUCGUGAAUUCUCUAUCUUUCUCCAGUAUCUGUCCAACAAUCCCCCUCCUCCACGCCCCUCAACAACCGCUGUUUUCCCUUAGAGGAAAUCUUCUCAGCAUAAAGAAUUACUGGGAGUAAUUAGUCAGUUGAAUUUUCGCCAAAUUUUGAUCGUUUUGUUGUUGUUGUUUUCGGGGGGCGCAGGGGGAGGGUUGUAUAGAAAGUUAACCGGUUCAUGAUCAAUAAAUUCCAUUUAUCUCUCAUUUAGCUUUCAGAGGAACGUGGUAAAUUGCCUCCUGCCAGUGAGAAGCACGGCUUAUGGGGAUACGCCCUCCGCCAGCAUACAUAUCCGUGGGUGAGGGCCAGGUAGGAUGCAAUCACACUAUUUCCACUCGAUAAACGUAACAGGAGACCCAAAUUACCUCCCGACAGGGAGAAGCACAACUCAGAGUAAGGGCGGAGGUAUUGAUUGAUACUGCAAAUACUCCUUUCGAAUUCGGGCGAAAUGCAUAGCACAGGGAACGAUAGUUGAAAAAAUGUGCCUCUGCUCGACCUUGGCCAUGACACAGUGUACAGUAAAUGUCAGCUGGUUGCAUUUAUAGUGUUAGAGUGGUUUUCGUUUGAGUGUCGUAAAACCAAAACCAAAGUAAUUACUCUGGCCAAUCACAUAGGACACAGACAAUACAUUGAACCAAUCAAAACUCGAAGUAAUUACAUGUGGCUGACGCAAAAAGCGCGUCACAAUUGGCUUUGGUCUUACUUCUGAUUGGAUGAAAAGGUGGCGCGAAUCUUUUAAGCCAAUCGCAUCGUGUAGAAAGUGCAAAACCAAUUACUUUUCGACACUCAAAUGAAAACCGCUCUAUGAGGUAGUUGCCUUUUAGUUUUGUUUUUCAGUUUUGCUAUUUUUAAGAUUUUGCUAGCUUCAUGAUAAACAGUUUAUAGAGUGUUAUAGACUUAGAAACUUAAAGAUUCAAUGUAUUUCCCCAUAUGGUCAGUUCCUGAGUUUUUGUCUUGUAUUAUCUAUUUGAAGUGUUUCUUAAACUUAGCUUAUGGUUCUUUGAAGUAGGCUUGUUUGGCGAGUACAGCUGACCUUAGGUUUUACCCACAGUCGAGUUCCUGUUUUGUAUGUUUUGUCCUUCUGGGCAGUUUCACUGUUAGCAUUUAAUUGGUUCUUUGGUAUUGUCGUUUGCGGCUGUGUAGGCUUAUCUUACUAUAGCAAAGCUGUUGCGAUAUAGGCGAUAAGGUAUUCAAUAGAAAGUCUUCCGGUCAGCUAACUCAAAACAAGUCUACAAUUUAGUUAUUUAAUUCGCUGUGUAAGCUAGUAGAGUUAGUUGAGUAGUAGAGUUGUUGUCAGAAGCUUUUGAAGAAUAAACUGCUGUCUACAGAGAAAGAACAGUGUCUUGGUCCUCUCGUUAAAAAGCCAAGCGAGCUUCACAAGCCCUCAACAAUAGAUAGCGCGGAGGUUUCCUAACCACUGGAAAAGUAUAAUAGGCAACGUACAACACAGCAACCCCCGUUUGGUUCAAUUGUCGUUUAUUCGAAGUGCUGGGGCGAAAGUCUGGUAUAUUUUUCCAAAGUUGAUAAUUUUUCCCGUAAUUGAUUUCUGCGAAGAACAAACUGUAAACUGAAAAUUCGACCAAAAUCGUCAAAAUCAAUAUCUAAUGUAUUUUAGUGUAUUUUGCGGGGUUAAAAAUGGUGCUAAUCUGUAAAACAAGUCUACCCAGCUAGCAGAGUUUUCUUUCCGCAUAGUUUUGACAUUUCGUUUGGUUGGUUUGUUUACAGCCAACGUUGAAAGCACAUGCUUCUUAAAACCAUGCUGGGAAAAAAAACUCUGCCGCAGGGUAAAACAGGUCUGACCAAUCAUUGCUACUGCUUUGUUUCAGAGCCCGUCGCUCUCAUUGGGAGAAUCUUGAGCCUACCAGCGGCCGCCCAUUCAGCACCGCUCUUCGCAAGAUAGAAACCCAGUGGGCCGAUCUGUCUUUGAGCAGCAAGACUAUGCAGCAGCAAAAAGUACAGACCACAGAAGAAGAAGUAGAGCAGUUGGCCGCGAAACGCUCCGCAGUUCCGAUUAAAGCCUGCUAGAAACGGACGCGAACCAAACUUGCGCUGUUUGGAACGAAAGGAUUUGUUUUAUUCUUGGUUUUAAUUCAAUUCACGCCUAAUUUACACUAGCAGUUCGAUAAGUUUUUCUUGGUAUACAGUAAACGCUCUCGGCUCAAAAGAAACAGUGAUCAGGAACCUCCAGGUUGCAAUUUGGACAUGGCAUAUCAUGUUUAGGCGGUACUAUUUCCUUAGACAAGGAAUAGUGGAGUUCAGAGUGGAUUUGCCUAAUCUUUCGGGGGCGGUGGCGGGGGAGAUUGACUUUUGAGACCCACGGGUAGAAUAUUAUUGUUUCUGAAGGAAUAAUUUGUUCCUUAAAACUACCAGGGUAAAGUUGUCAAACUUGCUAGUGAAAAAGCAACUUUUAUACCCGCUUUUCAAUUCGUCAUUUGGUUAUUAAGUGAUUAGUGUACCUAAAAAUGUGAAUAAAGAGCGCAAAAACUUUUGAUCGCUUUUCUUAAACUUGUGCAGUACGGUCUAGAAAAGAAAUUUGAAAGCGAAUUUAGCUCAGCAAAGUAAGGCUUUCAUUUACAGACAAAAUAUAGACAGUUAGUUAAUCACUGUUUACACAAAACCUGUUUAAAGGCCAGCCUCUUUAGGAUGACUGCUUAACACCAAUAGGAUUUUGACUUUAUUUGGUGCAUCUAAAUGAACGCAAUCAGUUUUAAAGAUUUCAUCGACAAACAAACCAAAGUAAAUCAUUAAGCUUUGAUCGUUUAAUGUCUUACAUUCUGAUAGAUUGCAAAAUGCUUUUCAUAUGAUUUAAGUAAAAGUGUAUAAAAAUUAUUUGUAAAAAAUCCGACACCGGAAGCUUUGUAGAAGCUGAUAAUGCAAUAAAUUAAACCGCUGAAAACUUUUCUCAUAAGUUGAGUAUCAUCUUUUUAUACAUAUUGCUUCAGUUUCGUCUCUCAGUAUACGUUUUAAGGAGGCACGGGGGAGGGUGUGGGGAGGGUGUGGGGGGUUGAGGGGGGACGGUGUGGGAGGUUGAGAUGAAGAGAGAAGAGAAAUAACAGCGGAGACGAACUGGCUUCGAAA